This is a messenger RNA of Gavialis gangeticus (Gharial), 6431 nucleotides long. RefSeq names its product chromodomain helicase DNA binding protein 4 (gene CHD4). Lineage: Eukaryota; Metazoa; Chordata; Crocodylia; Gavialidae. Gene Ontology annotation, biological process: chromatin remodeling; negative regulation of transcription by RNA polymerase II. The transcript has 40 exons. Gene Ontology annotation, cellular component: NuRD complex; nucleus; chromatin. Bases 170 to 5932 code for a protein of 1920 amino acids. Gene Ontology annotation, molecular function: chromatin binding; ATP-dependent chromatin remodeler activity; ATP binding. The record is from RefSeq and is a predicted model, not a curated record.
GUAGGCGGGGCCUGGCUGGGUUUUUUUUCCCCCCUUUAAGAGGCGGCGCCGGGGCAGGAGCCAUUUUCCCUUCUGCGGCGGCGAGUGGCACCGGGAAGCUGAGGGGCAGGAGGAAGGAGACGAGGCUGCACGAGCUGUGUAAGCCCUCGUGUCCCCGCUUUAGGAAGACAUGGCAUCGGGCAUUGGUCCACUGUCACCCUGCUCUGCUGGUAGUGAUGAUGAUGAGAUGGAGAUCCUGCUGAACAACAGUAUUCCUCAGCAUCCAGAGCCUGAAGAAGAGCCAGAGGAAGAGCUUCUAUCAGAGGCUGAAACUCCCAAGAUCAAGAAGAAGAAAAAACCCAAGAAGCUGAAGGAACCAAAAGUGCCCAAGCUCAGCAAGCGCCAGAAAAAGGAGCUGGGAGACAGCUCUGGUGAGGGAAAUGAGUUUGUGGAGGAAGAGGAGGAGGUCUUGCGCUCAGACAGUGAGGGCAGUGACUACACCCCAGGGAAGAAGAAGAAGAAGAAACUAGGACCCAAAAAGGAAAAGAAAAAUAAAGCCAAGCGCAAGGAGGAGGAAGAGGAGGAGGAGGAGGAUGAUGACUCCAAGGAACCCAAAUCAUCUGCUCAGCUCCUAGAGGACUGGGGCAUGGAAGAUAUUGAUCAUAUCUUCACAGAAGAGGAUUAUCGCACUCUUACCAACUACAAAGCCUUCAGUCAAUUUGUUAGGCCACUCAUUGCAGCCAAGAACCCGAAGAUAGCUGUUUCAAAGAUGAUGAUGGUACUGGGGGCCAAAUGGAGGGAGUUCAGCACUAACAACCCCUUCAAAGGCAGUUCAGGAGCAUCUGUGGCAGCUGCUGCGGCUGCUGCUGUGGCUGUAGUCGAGAGCAUGGUGACCAGCGUGGAUGUUGUCCUGCCCCAGCCCCCUGUUGAUGUACCACUUCGUAAGGCGAAGACCAAGGAGGGCAAAGGGCCAAAUGCCCGGCGAAAGCCUAAGGCCAGUCCUCGUGUUCCUGAUCUCAAGAAACCCAAAACUAAAAAGGUGGCUCCUUUAAAAAUCAAAUUGGGAGGAUUUGGCUCCAAGCGCAAGAGAUCAUCAAGUGAAGACGAUGAUCUGGAUGUGGAAUCAGACUUCGAUGAUGCCAGUAUCAAUAGCUACUCUGUUUCAGAUGGAUCCACCAGCCGUAGCAGCCGCAGUCGGAAAAAACUCAAAGCUGGGAAAAAGAAAAAAAAAGGUGAGGAAGACUCCGCAGUGGCUGUAGAUGGCUACGAGACGGAUCAUCAGGACUAUUGUGAGGUGUGCCAGCAGGGAGGAGAAAUCAUUCUCUGUGACACUUGCCCCCGUGCCUACCACAUGGUUUGCCUGGAUCCAGACAUGGAGAAAGCACCAGAGGGCAAGUGGAGCUGUCCACAUUGUGAAAAAGAGGGCAUUCAGUGGGAGGCAAAAGAGGAUAACUCUGAAGGUGAGGAGAUCCUGGAAGACGUUGUGGGGGAUGCUGAAGAGGAGGACGACCACCACAUGGAAUUCUGCCGUGUCUGCAAGGAUGGAGGAGAGCUGCUCUGCUGUGAUGCCUGUCCCUCUUCUUACCACAUCCACUGCCUAAAUCCCCCACUGCCAGAGAUUCCCAAUGGAGAAUGGCUGUGUCCUCGCUGCACUUGCCCAGCUCUGAAAGGAAAGGUGCAGAAGAUCUUGAUCUGGAAGUGGGGCCAGCCACCUGUGGGUCCACCACCACCACGACCACCUGAUGCAGACCCUAGUGCUCCUCCCCCCAAGCCUCUGGAGGGCCGGCCUGAGAGACAGUUCUUUGUCAAAUGGCAGGGCAUGUCUUAUUGGCAUUGCUCUUGGGUGUCUGAGCUACAACUGGAGCUGCACUGCCAGGUGAUGUUUCGAAACUACCAGCGUAAGAAUGACAUGGAUGAGCCACCCUCAGGGGAUUUUGGUGGUGAGGAGGAGAAGAGCCGAAAACGGAAGAACAAGGAUCCAAAGUAUGCUGAAAUGGAGGAACGCUUCUAUCGCUAUGGGAUCAAGCCAGAGUGGAUGAUGAUCCACAGGAUCCUCAACCACAGUGUGGAUAAGAAAGCGAAUGUCCAUUACCUGAUUAAAUGGAGGGACCUACCUUAUGACCAGGCAUCUUGGGAGAGUGAGGAUGUGGAUAUACAAGAUUAUGAUCUCUACAAACAGGCCUACUGGAAUCAUAGAGAGCUAAUGAGAGGUGAAGAAGGUCGGCCUGGCAAGAAAAUAAAGAAGGUGAAGAUGCGGAAGCUGGAGAGGCCCCCAGACACUCCCACAGUGGAUCCAACAGUGAAGUAUGACCGACAGCCAGACUACCUUGAUGUAACAGGAGGGACCUUGCACCCGUACCAACUGGAAGGGUUGAACUGGCUACGCUUCUCCUGGGCCCAGGGCACAGACACUAUCUUGGCUGAUGAAAUGGGGCUGGGCAAAACUGUGCAGACAGCAGUGUUCCUAUAUUCCCUGUACAAAGAGGGCCACUCAAAGGGACCCUUCCUGGUGAGUGCCCCACUUUCUACAAUCAUCAACUGGGAGCGGGAGUUUGAGAUGUGGGCUCCAGACAUGUAUGUGGUGACCUACGUGGGAGACAAAGAUAGCCGUGCCAUCAUCAGAGAGAAUGAAUUCACCUUUGAGGACAAUGCCAUUCGAGGGGGCAAGAAGGCUUCCAGGAUGAAGAAGGAGGCAGCUGUGAAGUUCCAUGUGCUCCUUACAUCAUAUGAAUUGAUCACCAUUGACAUGGCCAUUUUGGGGUCCAUCGAUUGGGCCUGUCUCAUUGUGGAUGAAGCUCACCGGCUCAAGAACAACCAGUCUAAGUUUUUCCGGGUACUGAAUGGCUAUUCUCUCCAGCACAAGCUGCUGCUCACUGGGACCCCUCUGCAAAACAAUUUAGAGGAGCUGUUCCACCUGCUCAACUUCUUGACACCUGAGAGAUUCCAUAACCUGGAGGGCUUUUUGGAAGAGUUUGCAGACAUUGCCAAGGAGGAUCAGAUCAAGAAGCUGCAUGACAUGCUGGGCCCACACAUGCUGAGACGUCUCAAGGCUGAUGUUUUCAAGAACAUGCCCUCAAAGACUGAACUUAUUGUGCGGGUAGAGUUGAGCCCUAUGCAGAAGAAAUAUUAUAAAUAUAUUUUGACAAGAAAUUUUGAGGCACUGAAUGCACGUGGUGGUGGCAAUCAAGUCUCCCUGCUCAAUGUGGUCAUGGAUCUGAAGAAAUGCUGCAAUCACCCCUACCUCUUUCCUGUGGCUGCUAUGGAGGCUCCAAAAAUGCCAAAUGGGAUGUAUGAUGGUAGUGCCCUGAUCCGAGCAUCUGGGAAGCUUCUGCUGCUCCAGAAGAUGUUGAAGAACCUCAAGGAAGGAGGCCACAGAGUACUCAUCUUUUCACAGAUGACUAAAAUGUUGGACCUUUUGGAGGAUUUUCUGGAACAUGAAGGGUAUAAAUAUGAGCGGAUUGAUGGUGGGAUCACGGGGAACAUGCGGCAGGAAGCUAUUGAUCGUUUCAAUGCUCCUGGUGCUCAGCAGUUCUGCUUCCUACUUUCCACUCGAGCUGGUGGGCUUGGUAUCAAUCUGGCCACAGCAGAUACAGUGAUCAUUUAUGACUCGGACUGGAACCCACAUAAUGACAUCCAGGCCUUUAGCCGUGCACACAGGAUUGGGCAGAACAAGAAGGUGAUGAUUUACCGCUUUGUGACACGGGCAUCAGUGGAGGAGCGUAUCACUCAGGUGGCCAAAAAGAAGAUGAUGCUAACGCAUCUAGUAGUGAGGCCAGGUUUGGGCUCCAAGACAGGCUCCAUGUCCAAGCAGGAGCUUGAUGACAUCCUCAAGUUCGGCACUGAGGAGCUCUUCAAGGAUGAAUCUGCAGAGGGGGGUGAUAACAAGGAGGGUGAGGACAGCAGUGUCAUUCACUAUGAUGACAAGGCAAUUGAACGGUUGCUGGACAGGAAUCAGGAUGAAACAGAAGACACAGAACUCCAGGGCAUGAAUGAGUAUCUCAGCUCGUUCAAGGUGGCCCAGUAUGUAGUACGUGAGGAGGAGAUGGGGGAGGAGGAAGAGGUUGAACGGGAGAUCAUUAAGCAGGAAGAAUCGGUGGAUCCUGAUUACUGGGAGAAGCUACUGCGUCAUCACUAUGAGCAGCAGCAGGAAGACCUAGCCAGGAACCUGGGCAAGGGGAAACGUAUUCGCAAGCAAGUCAACUACAAUGAUGGCUCCCAAGAGGACAGAGAUUGGCAGGAUGAUCAGUCUGAUAACCAGUCGGAUUAUUCAGUGGCAUCUGAGGAGGGAGAUGAAGACUUUGAUGAGAGAUCUGAAGCGGCUCGUCGGCCAAGCCGUAAAGGCCUGAGAAAUGACAAGGACAAGCCCUUGCCUCCCUUGCUUGCCCGUGUAGGAGGGAACAUAGAGGUGCUUGGUUUCAAUGCCCGCCAGCGCAAGGCCUUCCUCAAUGCUAUCAUGCGUUAUGGGAUGCCACCCCAGGAUGCCUUCACCACCCAGUGGCUUGUCCGGGACCUGCGUGGCAAGUCUGAAAAGGAAUUCAAGGCCUAUGUGUCUCUCUUCAUGCGUCACCUCUGUGAGCCAGGAGCAGAUGGUGCAGAGACUUUUGCGGAUGGGGUCCCACGGGAGGGCCUGUCCCGUCAGCAUGUCCUCACCCGCAUUGGCGUUAUGUCGCUUAUACGUAAAAAGGUGCAGGAAUUUGAGCACGUGAAUGGGCGCUGGAGCAUGCCGGAACUGGCGGAGAUAGAGGAGAACAAAAAGCUUUCACAACCAGGCUCGCCCUCUCCCAAAACACCCACUCCCUCUACGCCAGGGGACACGCAGCCAAACACACCUGCCCCUGUUCCUCCACCCGUGGGUGAGACAGAAGAGGGAGUAAAAAUAGAAGAUGGAGCCAGCACCAAGGAGCAAGGGGAGCCCACAGAGUCAGAGAGAGAACCCCACCACACUGCUCCGGCUGAAGUUGAAGUCUCUCUGGAAUGUACCCAGUCUGUGGAUACUUCACCACAGGAGGCAAAGUCCCCAGCAAACACUCCAGAAGCAGAGGAGAAAAAAACUGAGGAACCAGAAGUGAAGGAAAGACCUGAAGAGCCAAUGGAAGUGGAAAGCAAAGCUGAUGUGGAGAAGGUAGAAGAGAGGGCACUUGCUGAGCCCCCUACAGAACCUCCCACAAUUAACUUGGAUGAGAAAGAGGAAAAAAAGGAUGAUGACAAGAGGGAUGUAGUGAUGCUGCAGAAUGGGGAGAUGCUGAAGGACACUGAUGAGAGGCACAAGAAAGCAGUGAAGCAGCGCUUUAUGUUCAACAUAGCAGAUGGUGGCUUCACUGAGUUGCACUCUUUGUGGCAGAAUGAAGAGCGGGCUGCAACUGUUACCAAGAAAACCUAUGAGAUUUGGCACCGGCGCCAUGACUACUGGCUCCUGGCUGGGAUCAUCAAUCAUGGCUAUGCCCGCUGGCAGGACAUUCAGAAUGAUCCACGUUACGCCAUCCUCAAUGAACCCUUCAAGGGAGAGAUGAACAGAGGCAACUUCCUGGAAAUCAAAAACAAGUUCCUAGCCAGAAGGUUUAAGCUGUUGGAGCAGGCACUAGUAAUUGAGGAGCAGCUGCGGCGAGCUGCCUAUCUGAACAUGUCAGAAGACCCUUCACACCCAUCUAUGGCCCUAAAUACACGGUUUGCUGAGGUGGAGUGUCUGGCAGAGAGCCACCAGCACCUGUCCAAGGAAUCAAUGGCUGGGAACAAGCCAGCCAAUGCCGUGCUUCACAAAGUUCUGAAGCAGCUGGAGGAGCUUUUGAGUGAUAUGAAGGCAGAUGUGACUCGCCUACCUGCCACCAUUGCCCGCAUCCCACCUGUGGCAGUACGUCUCCAGAUGUCGGAGCGCAACAUCCUCAGUCGACUGGCCAACCGCAGUAGCGAACCCCCUCCACCACCACCUCCCCAGCAGGUGGCCCAGCAGCAGUGACUCCACAGCCCAGCACUGUUGAUCUCUUAUCCAAGCUGAAGUGACCCCUCUUCUGCCUGACAUUCCUGAUCGGGUGCUGUUCCCCUCUGUGGAUGCUGCUGUACGAUCCUCCUGCAGGGAGAGGAGACUUCUCCCUCUGCAGCCAACCAGCCACAGGAGCAAGGAGUGUGCCUGGCCGAGAGGGGAUGUAUGAUGGACUCUGUACAUAGUGACUGGAGGCCGUAGCGCCACAUCUGUUACACAGAAACCUGGCUGUACUGCUCGCUGCCUCGGCCUGGAGUUCCAUGUUUUGAUUUCUAAUAUUAUUUUGCAUUUGUUUACUGAGAUGAGAGUGCACAGGCGAGACCAAGCAAAAGCCAGGACAAGAGACAAAGCUACCUCCAUCAAGAUCGUUUUUAAUACAAAAACUGACCGGACUUGUCCACUAAUAAACAGCUAAAAAGACAAAAAGAAAAAAAACUUGAUAAAACUGAAUAAAAGUUUCCUUGUAUUUUUGUUC